GGCUGUAAGGAGAAGAAGAUGGGCUGCUGAAGAUAGGAACAUCUGAGAAUAUUGAGAACUGAUAAAGUUGCGUUAGUGGUGUUUAUUUGUUCCUUUGUCGCAUUACUGGGGAUUGUGUUUUGUUUAGCGUUUUCAAAGAUGAUUCUCACGGUGAAACCGCUUCAAGGAAAAGAGUGCAGCGUACAGGUGACUGAAGAUGAAAAAGUGUCCACAGUCAAGGAACUCGUGUCCGAACGUCUCAACAUACCAGCGAACCAGCAGCGGUUACUCUACAAAGGGAAAGCGCUUGCAGAUGAACACAGACUGAGUGAUUACUCCAUUGGGCCGGAGGCUAAAUUGAAUCUGGUAAUCCGUCCCGUGGGGGAGAGGACAGGCUUGUCGGGAACAGCAGCCGCCAGCAGCAGUAGCAGCAGCAGCAGCGGCGGCGGCACCGCACACGGAGGAGUGUGGCAGAGCGUGUCCACCAUCCUCGCUCGACAUUUCACUCCUGCUGAUGCAGCUAAAGUGCACGAACAGCUUAUCAAGGAUUAUGAGCGUUCACUCCGACAACUUAGCCUGGACGACAUUGAGCGCCUGGCGGGGAGGCUGCUCCACCCGGACGGCGAGAGCAUGGACGCUUCUUACAUGGACUGAGAGCGCAGGCCUUUCAGCUGCUUGUUCUGGUUGGGCUUCGAGAGGCGUUCAGUGCUUGGACAUGCGUACAGUGUUGAGAGUGUGAGGCCGUGUCAGUUCCUGUGCACAGAGCUCACGGUGUGUGCGCCCGAGUGAGCAUGGAUAACAGCGACUGAUUGUCUCUUACACCGGGGCUUUCUUAUCCACGUGCAGAGGACUUGGAUAAGAAAACACGGCUACUUUGAAUCGGCCCUUGUCGUUGAUGGUGCGGUAGCGGCUCCUCUCCUGUUCCUGUAAUAUCUGAACACAAAGGAUUCCAUUCGUGCUGUUUUUCACAUGAUCUCUGGCUGCUACCGACCCUGAGGGGCUCCAACUUCGACUGGAGGGUAUUUAUUUGUAAUAUCUGUGUUGAAUGCUAGGGUGGUUUGUUUUUUUUCUCUUUUCUUUCUUUUAACCAUCUGGGAACCGGUAAUCCAUGUUUUAACCAAUAACUUACUGAUGAUUAUUGUUAAUUUGUAAAUAUGUUUCUAUUUACAAACAUUAAAAUAUAAAAAUAACAACUCC
Salarias fasciatus (jewelled blenny) is the source of this 1176-nucleotide messenger RNA. It is a transcript of the gene ubl4a, whose product is annotated as ubiquitin like 4A. The record is from RefSeq and is a predicted model, not a curated record. Gene Ontology annotation, molecular function: protein-folding chaperone binding. Gene Ontology annotation, biological process: tail-anchored membrane protein insertion into ER membrane; post-translational protein targeting to endoplasmic reticulum membrane. Bases 139 to 633 code for a protein of 164 amino acids. Gene Ontology annotation, cellular component: BAT3 complex. The transcript has 4 exons. NCBI's taxonomy places the organism in Eukaryota, Metazoa, Chordata, Actinopteri, Blenniiformes, Blenniidae.